Linum trigynum is the source of this 9353-nucleotide messenger RNA. The record is from the annotation of a GenBank genome assembly. NCBI's taxonomy places the organism in Eukaryota, Viridiplantae, Streptophyta, Magnoliopsida, Malpighiales, Linaceae.
AAUGAAUAAGAAAACUCUAUUCCCCCCAUGGUUCAAAAAGGCACGCUUAAUCUUGCGCUUAGGUAUGCCUAGGCGCAAGGCAAUGACAAAACGCCUUGCCUAUGGGUUUUGCGCCUAGUUAGAUACCGUUGUAACACGUCCAUGGAGUAAGUAGACAUCUAAGUCUCUCUAAAACAUAACUACAUGGAUCUAGGAAGACAAUAUUAAAGGAGGAAAUUGACGUCAACUACGAAAUCAAUUUUCUAUAUCAAUAUUUUCAAUAGUUCGAGAACUUUGUGAGCUAUUGAGCUAUGAUUCUAUGAAUUUGUGAGCUAUGAUCUUGUCAUUAAAUGUUGAAUAAGUUAUUAAUCAUUUUAGAUGAAGUGAGGAAGUGUUGUAGAUUAUUAUUCAUUCAUCAUACAGUGCGAAUAACUAUUUUUCUUCCAACGCCUAGGCACGCUUAGUCUACGCCAAGGCGUGCUAGGCGCUAGGCAGAGCCUGAACGCCCGCCUUACGCCUAGCGCCUUCUUGAACCUUGAUUCCCCCUCUCUUCUUUUGUGUCUUUCCCGUCUAAUCUUCUCUUUUAGUUGUUUAUAUUUCCAUUAGUUUUAUAACAGAAUGUAUAUAUUUUUGCCAUUCUUAGGGCGGCCCGGAAUGAAGAGUCCAAAUUGAGUUGGGCCUUGUUGGAGUUUGAGACCAUAUAUUGAGGUGACGAAGAUGAACGAAAGAGGCUACUGUAGUUGGUAUUCUUUUGUGGAAUGGAAGAACGAAAAUUUGACCGGUGACAGAGAGGAAUAAAUUUGAGAAGAAUCUGCGUCUCAGUUGCUAUGGUCAUGCCACGGUUAAGAGAAAUCGAGAAUUAUGUUUAUAUUGACUGGAGAAAUAAAUUUGAGAGAGGGGCAUAUGCAGGACAUUAGGGUUAUAACUGAGCCAAACUCCUUACGAGUGAUUCAGGAAAUUUGAUAAGUUAAGUUUUAGCUAAGUCUAGUUCGACUGCAAGGCUUGUUAACCACUUCGAUUUGGUGACUUGUUGAGUUUAAUUCAUGAGUUAACUUGUUUUGAGUUAUGAGCUAGCUCGACAAGGUGUGUAGCGAGUCACCUCAACUAACAACUUAAGAGAAAUUAUGUAUCAUAAAUUGUUCCUAUAUUAAUUACUAUAAAUAACAUGAUAUGACAAUUAAAAUUAUGAACUAAAUGAUAUAUAACACCUGAGCUUGGGCCGAACUCGCGAGCUAAUUGAUGAGUCGAGCUCGAGUCGAGUACAAGUCAAGGUUUUCGUAAACAAAUCAAGCUCGAAAUCGACUUGUUUAUUAACACGUCUAGUUCAAGUUAGGUCAAAACUCGACUCGAUUCGACUCAUUUGCACCCCUGUCUGUAAGUUUGGCCCUAGAUACACAUUGACUCGACCCGGUCCGACCUGACCAUGAGGACGGCUGAGUCAGUUUGUCUACAACAUUAGUUCAAGGUCGGGUCAUCUUUUGGCCUCGUAAGGGUCUAGUCAUUUUUUAGCCAUAUGACCCAUAACAACAACUAGUGAUAUGAAAUUUCUCAUACCAGCACAUUGGAGUUGUUUGUAAAGUUUAGGCACUAUAAGGGUCUAGUCAUUUUUUAGCCAUAUGACCCAUAACAACUAAUGAUAUGAAAUUUCUCAUACCAGCACAUUGGAGUUGUUUGUAAGGUUUAGGCACUAUAAUGCUCUAUAAAAAAUAUAAAAGUACUCAAAUGUAAUUUUGCCACCAAAAUGUAAUUUUUUUAAAACUCGUAUAAUUUUACUUCGAAUUGACUCCAAGUGAGACAAUUUGUUAUCCGAAUUAACAACAACUAGUGAUAUGAAAUUUCUCAUACCAGCACAUUGGAGUUGUUUGUAAAGUUUAGGCACUAUAAGGGCCUAGUCAUUUUUUAGCCAUAUGACCCAUAACAACUAAUGAUAUGAAAUUUCUCAUACUAGCACAUUGGAGUUGUUUGUAAAGUUUAGGCACUAUAACGCUCUAUAAAAAAUAUAAAAGUACUCAAAUGUAAUUUUGCCACCAAAAUGUAAUUUUUUUAAAACUCGUAUAAUUUUACUUCGAAUUGACUCCAAGUGAGGCAAUUUGUUAUCCGAGUUUAAAGUUAAGUGGCCCUAGAUACACAUUGACUCGACCCGGUCCGACCUGACCAUGAGGACGGCUGAUAGACCGUCAUUUACACAUGUUUUUACCCCCAUUCUUACACCGUUUGAGGUGUUGAUUCUCGUGUUUUAGGCCGAUUUCACGGUAGGUUGUGCUUGUUUGUGAUAUUUCAGGUCCUAGGACGUGAAUGAAGGCUUAGGAGCGAGUCUGGGGUCGAUUGGACGAGGAUCGGACGCAUGGCGAGGUUCUGAGGAAGUCGCACGGGCACACCCACAACCCGCACGGCCGUGCAAGUGACCAGUUUGGCCGUGCGGGAUCGUGCGUGGGCACGCACGGGAUUGUGCGUGGCCACGCACGGCCGUGCAAGUGACCAGUUUGGCCGUGCGGGAUUGUGCGUGGGCACGCACGGGCACAAGUGAAAUCCGCACGGCCGUGCAACAUACAAUUCUGGCCGUGCGAGUUGGCUGAGGUUCAACUAAUUGAUACGCCGCGUUUUGAGGUGCACGGCCAGAAUGGUGAUGUGCACGGCCGUGCACCCUGGCCGUGCGAGUCGGGAAUGGCUGUUUUUAACCCAAAUUCGAGCCAAAGGAGAGAGAGAGCUGGGUUUUGGAUCCCAAACACCCAAGGGACGAACCCUAGAGAGAGAGAGAGCGAUUUGGAAACAUUCUUGGAGCUAUUUUGGAGGAUUUCGUCGCCAUUGGAGCUCGGGAAUCAAGCUUGGAGAUGGAGAUUGAAGAUCUAGAUCAGAUUUCUGCAGUCUCUCUCUUCUCUAUGGAGUAACUUCCCUUCACUUAGGUUUUGAGGAACCCUAGUUCCAUGAGUUAGGAUCUUUCUUGUAUGAAGUUUUGGAUGCUUUAUUGUUUGAUUAUAAUCGAUUGAGGCAUGAUUUAUUGAGUCAAUUGGAUCUUGAUCAAAUUCUCUUGAUUUCUGCUUUAACCUAUGAUAGAUAGAAUCUGAUUAGGUUAAGAGAGCUUCCUUGAUUGAUGGUAGUGAAUUGGUUGUGCGAGAGUCAAUCAAUUCACUGCUUUGUACUGGAAUUCAUUCCAGUAGUGGAGAUCUGUGUGAAUCGCCUUAGCAGUCUAUCCCGGUGAAGGCUAGUCGCCUGCCGGGUAUUCUGUCUGAGAGGGCUUGGUCAGCUUAAGAGAUUCCAAGCUAAUUUAGGAUCUUCCGCAGUUUAAUCAACAGUAGAUCAACCAAAGGUAAUUGCAACUUGGACCUAAUUGAGGAGCUAGGGGGAAUCAUACCUAAGUGAGUUCCCAACUUGUAAUUAGUAGAGUAGUCAGUAGGGUAGUUUAUCAAUCAAUUCUUAAUCUAGUUUGCUAGAUAACGAACUGAAGCUGAGUAAUAGUAACUCUAGAGACCCGUGGAUUCGAUAUUUAUUACUUGUGCCACUAUACUGCAGUCCCUUUCAUUGGUUACACUUGGCCAUUGUUAGGUGUUGUGUUUUGGCGCAUCAAGUUUUUGGCGCCGUUGCCGGGGACUUUCUAGAGUAUUAGGAAAGGCGGAAGUUUGUUACUUUAGCGUUUUUUGUUUCUUUUUUUUCCACCCUUGCUUUUCACUUGGGUGUUUUUGUUUUGUUGGUGCAGAUCUGAAUCAUGGAUCCUAAUGGCUUCUCCAAUCAUUGGGGGUAUCCACCACCAUCUGGGUGGUAUUACCCCGAGACCCCCUGGAGCAAUCAAGGAGGAGAAGACUAUGGAUUCGGGUUUCAGUACCAACCCCCAUCCUACGAAGAACAAUCAGACCCCUGGGUAUUUCAAGAACAAUCUCCUUAUCAAGAAGAAUUCCUCCAUCAGCCAGAUCCAAACUAUCACUUGAGGCUUCUCGUGGACCAGAUUGCUCGAGUACCUGAGACAUCCUUUCCAAAGAUGGAUAUCCCAGACAAUGCCCAAACUGGGUUCUCCUACCGUGAAACAGAGGAGACCCUCCUGAGCAUAAAGAAGAGCCUCGAGGAUCUUGAGAAAGCUUAUGCACAACCUGCUCAAGAUCACCCUUCUGCUAUCAUACUAGAAGAGGAGGAGGAAGACGAAGGCUACAAGGAUAUUGUGGAGCAGACAGAAGUUUUCACGAAAAGCUCUCGUGAUGAUCAUGAUCAGGAAUUUCCUGCCGUAGCCGACCACACCUUCCCACAUCCCAAACUGAGCUUUGAAGAGGCGGGCAUGAGUGAGGAGAUGCAAGAAAAUCUCAUGAAAGAAAUUGCUUGGCAACUUGCUCUCCAAUCCGUGCUAGAAGAAGAAGAGCGAGAAAGGGUGCAGAAAGAAGUUGUGGAGGAUGAAGAAAGUGAAGCAGGAGGAGUUCUUGAUCUUUUCCCAGGGGUGAUACCACAUGAAGAAGAAAGGGAGGUUGAAGAAGCAAUUGGCGUCCAGGCUGAGGACGGAGUUAAGGUGGAAGAGGCCUGCACCGGCCAUGAGUUACAUGUGAUAUCUCCACCAAACUUCGAGGAGCUGCUUGGCAAGGGCCCAUUUGCAGUGUCUCUUUGCCAGACCAAGGCCACAUCGACAUCGGUCCCUCUUGGUGGACGCGAUGGUGGCCAAUCGAUGCUGUCAUAUCUGGUUUGGGGCAAUGAGACGAGAGAAGAGAAGAAGAGGUCUCUAGGGUGGAGACUUCAUCUGCAUCAAGUACAUGAGCCUUCCUCACCUGCCACACCACAUGCUCGUGACUUGAGACUCCACCUCAUCGACGAGAACCUCAACUUCAAGGAGGUUCUAGCAUGGACCGAAACUUAGGAGCCAUCGUCCGGCUCACGACGUGAAAGAAGCGCUUGUUGGGAGGCAACCCAACCAGUCGGUUUGCAUUUCUUUCUCUAUUUCUCCUCGGUUGAGUCAGUUUUGUUAUUUGAUUUUAGAGUCAAUAACUCAACAUUUGUGAGAUUUUGUGUGGUGUUUGUGUUCUGAUUACUCUCUCUUCCUGGGAUGCACCGCCUGACCCGUUCAUCAUCAUUCACCCUUGAUCUGGUAACUUCGUUCUACCCUCCUUAUCUUUCCUCCAUUGAGGACAAUGUCGUGCUUAAGUGUGGGGGGUGUUCGAUUAUUUAUGCGGGUGAAUGUUUGGUUGUUUGUGUGCUUGGAGCCUAGUCCACUGUCCAAAUUUUGAAAUUUGAGGGCUCCAAGUACGUGUUCCUUGCAAUUGCCUGCUCAGUAUGCUUUGAAUUGACAGUCUUUAUAGUAAUAUGCAACCUAGGGAGGUAGUGUAGCACUAUGGAGGAUGUUGAUGCAUUUAAGAAGUCUCAUUGCUUCUUCAUAUUGUGUUGGUUGAUUGAGUGAAUUAGUGAUCUUAGGACCCUUGAAUUGUGUGGUGUUGUGGAUUCUCUACCUGUCAUGGACUCUUGUAUCAUGUCUUGAGUUUAACAGGUGCUCGAAAAUGUGCUUCAAAAUAACGUCUCCCGUGCGAAUAGGGCGAAAGUGUGUAAGGGGAGACGGGAAUUCGUUCCCAAUUUCCACCUACUACCUCCAGCCCCCUUACAUGUCUUUCCCCCGCACGAGGCUCGAGACAUCCGCUCCUGGCAUGGCCGGUAAGAGCAGGUUGGGACCCUUGAAAAAAAAAAAACAGAAAACAUGCAAAACAGAAAAGAAAAGGGGUUCCAACCAUCUUCAAGAAGAAAAUAGAGCACCUUGAAAAAUGUGAGUCCAUGAUCUUUUGUUUUUGAGAAUCUCUUCAUCCACAAUUCAUUUGUCCUCUGUUCACUAUUUUCCAUGAUGCCGACUCGAUACUAGUGCUCUCGCCGAAGAAGCUAUGAGAUGACUUGUGUUUCGGUUGACCUCGUAAGUUGCUAAAUGAUCUAGGAAGUCCUCUACCUACGAUCUGGGGUGUUUGUUGCUAUAGAGGUCUGGAGAGUUGCAUUGGUUUGAGUUAGGUUUGCUUGGGGACAAGCAAACGGUUAAGUGUGGGGGAGUUUGAUAGACCGUCAUUUACACAUGUUUUUACCCCCAUUCUUAUACCGUUUGAGGUGUUGAUUCUCGUGUUUUAGGCCGAUUUCACGGUAGGUUGUGCUUGUUUGUGAUAUUUCAGGUCCUAGGACGUGAAUGAAGGCUUAGGAGCGAGUCUGGGGUCGAUUGGACGAGGAUCGGACGCAUGGCGAGGUUCUGAGGAAGUCGCACGGGCACACCCACAACCCGCACGGCCGUGCAAGUGACCAGUUUGGCCGUGCGGGAUCGUGCGUGGGCACGCACGGGAUUGUGCGUGGCCACGCACGGCCGUGCAAGUGACCAGUUUGGCCGUGCGGGAUUGUGCGUGGGCACGCACGGGCACAAGUGAAAUCCGCACGGCCGUGCAACAUACAAUUCUGGCCGUGCGAGUUGGCUGAGGUUCAACUAAUUGAUACGCCGCGUUUUGAGGUGCACGGUCAGAAUGGUGAUGUGCACGGCCGUGCACCCUGGCCGUGCGAGUCGGGAAUGGCUGUUUUUAACCCAAAUUCGAGCCAAAGGAGAGAGAGAGCUGGGUUUUGGAUCCCAAACACCCAAGGGACGAACCCUAGAGAGAGAGAGCGACUUGGAAACAUUCUUGGAGCUAUUUUGGAGGAUUUCUUCGCCAUUGGAGCUCGGGAAUCAAGCUUGGAGAUGGAGAUUGAAGAUCUAGAUCAGAUUUCUGCAGUCUCUCUCUUCUCUAUGGAGUAACUUCCCUUCACUUAGGUUUUGAGGAACCCUAGUUCCAUGAGUUAGGAUCUUUCUUGUAUGAAGUUUUGGAUGCUUUAUUGUUUGAUUAUAAUCGAUUGAGGCAUGAUUUAUUGAGUCAAUUGGAUCUUGAUCAAAUUCUCUUGAUUUCUGCUUUAACCUAUGAUAGAUAGAAUCUGAUUAGGUUAAGAGAGCUUCCUUGAUUGAUGGUAGUGAAUUGGUUGUGCGAGAGUCAAUCAAUUCACUGCUUUGUACUGGAAUUCAUUCCAGUAGUGGAGAUCUGUGUGAAUCGCCUUAGCAGUCUAUCCCGGUGAAGGCUAGUCGCCUGCCGGGUAUUCUGUCUGAGAGGGCUUGGUCAGCUUAAGAGAUUCCAAGCUAAUUUAGGAUCUUCCGCAGUUUAAUCAACAGUAGAUCAACCAAAGGUAAUUGCAACUUGGACCUAAUUGAGGAGCUAGGGGGAAUCAUACCUAAGUGAGUUCCCAACUUGUAAUUAGUAGAGUAGUCAGUAGGGUAGUUUAUCAAUCAAUUCUUAAUCUAGUUUGCUAGAUAACGAACUGAAGCUGAGUAAUAGUAACUCUAGAGACCCGUGGAUUCGAUAUUUAUUACUUGUGCCACUAUACUGCAGUCCCUUUCAUUGGUUACACUUGGCCAUUGUUAGGUGUUGUGUUUUGGCGCAUCAACGGCUGAGUCAGUUUGUCUACAACAUUAGUUCAAGGUCGGGUCAUCUUUUGGCCUCGUAAGGGUCUAGUCAUUUUUUAGCCAUAUGACCCAUAACAACAACUAGUGAUAUGAAAUUUCUCAUACCAGCACAUUGGAGUUGUUUGUAAAGUUUAGGCACUAUAACGCUCUAUAAAAAAUAUAAAAGUACUCAAAUGUAAUUUUGCCACCAAAAUGUAAUUUUUUUAAAGGGUUAAUUGCAAGGUUGGUCACUGGGUUUACCAAAAACGUUCAUGUUUGGUCACUGCAAAUAUUUAAUUCCAUUCAUUAUCACUAAAAUUAGUUCAAUAAUUCAAAUUUGGUCACUCUCCGUUAGUCUCCGUUAGUUUUUGCUGAUGUGGCAGUCAACUAUUAUAGUUGACCGUUAAAUGAAUGACGUGGCCAUUAAAAAUAUUAAAAUAAUAAAAUUUAAAUAUUUACAAUUGCCACAUCAUUUUACAACUACUAAAAAAUAAAAAUAAAACUUAAUUCCUAUUAUUAUAUAAACACCUAAACGGCUAAACCUACUUGAAAGCACUCCUCUGGUUUUUCUUCUUGCCUAUUUCAAGUAGGUUUAGCCGUUUAGGUGUUUAUAGAAUAAUAGGAAUUAAGUUUUAUUUUUAUUUUUUAGUAGUUGUAAAAUGAUGUGGUAAUUGUAAAUAUUUAAAUUUUAUUAUUUUAAUAUUUUUUAAUGGCCACGUCACUCAUUUAAUGGUCAAUUAUAAUAGUUGACUGCCACAUCAGCAAAAACUAACGGAGAGUGACCAAAUUUGAACUAUUGAACUAAUCUUAGUGACCAUGAAUGGAAUUAAAUAUUUGCAGUGACCAAACAUGAAUGUUUUUAGUAAACCCAGUGACCAACCUUGCAAUUAACCCUUUUUUUAAAACUCGUAUAAUUUUACUUCGAAUUGACUCCAAAUGAGGCAAUUUGUUAUCCGAAUUAACAACAACUAGUGAUAUGAAAUUUCUCAUACCAGCACAUUGGAGUUGUUUGUAAAGUUUAGGCACUAUAAGGGCCUAGUCAUUUUUUAGCCAUAUGAACCAUAACAACUAAUGAUAUGAAAUUUCUCAUACUAGCACAUUGGAGUUGUUUGUAAAGUUUAGGCACUAUAACGCUCUAUAAAAAAUAUAAAAGUACUCAAAUGUAAUUUUGCCACCAAAAUGUAAUUUUUUUAAAACUCGUAUAAUUUUACUUCGAAUUGACUCCAAGUGAGGCAAUUUGUUAUCCGAGUUUAAAGUUAAGUUUGUUUGGAAAAUUGAAAAAAUAUUAACAUAUAAUAAAAUGAAAGGGAACUUAAAAAAGCAAUUGCUUACACUAAGGUUCAAACAUAUGAUCUAAAUAAACACAUAACAAGCUUCCAUCCACUAGGCUAUCUAAAUUUAUUGUUUUGUAUUCACGAAAAAGAAAUUAUAUACAUAAAAAUCGCAGGUGGGCAUGCGGUUUGCAUGUUAACUGCUGCUUCCCGGCACAGAUUAUCAGACCGCUCCCUCCCAAUGUGAGUUUUAUUAAAAAUCGCGCCCUCCUCAAACGGUUUUCGGAAAAAGAUGGUAUUUUUGGAAUUUUUCGAGAAUGUGUGAUAUUUUUGGAAUUUUUUUCACUUUUAGUGGUAUUUCUGAAAAAAUCCCCUUAUACAGGAUUACGAACACUUCACUAGGGCUGAGAAAUGGUGCGGUCUGGUCCAUACCAGACCAUAUAAACGGCCUAUGGUCCAGACCGAGAGGCUGAAGUAUAAACCACAGACCAGACCACAGACUAUACUGUCCAGUCCAGACCACACCUGUGGGGUCUGGUCCAGAUAGACCACACUCAACGAAAAAUGAAUAAUUUCUUUAGUCAACCACACAAAAAAUUGAACCAAUAAUCAACAAAAAUAAUUUUAAUUUCCUUAAAACAUUAAUCCUAACAUGCAUGAAUAAAUUUGAUACCCUAAAUCUUAGUGCAUAACAAAGAUAUCAAGUAAAA